GACAUUCAAAACAGACAAACCGGGGAGGAUGUUUCAUCAAGUACUGUGAUCGAAGACCUGCUAAAGUCGAGUCUGUUGACUGUAUUGCUUGCUUUGGCUGAUGGAGGAACUGUCAUCACUAUGUCUCGCAGGCUGACCAAAGAGGAGCUGGACGCACAGUUUGAGCAGUUCUUAAAGGAGUCUGUUUCAGAUGAAUCUGUGGACUUAGGUGGCCCUGCUAAGCAGCCCCAUGUCAGAAGCAGACAGAAACCGAAACAGAAGCCAGCGGCGUCCUGGUGGCAGGACGAUGACCACAGCAGUGAUGGAACAGGGGGAGAAUCACCCAAACAAAGAUUUAUCAAAGCCAAAAAGUUCCAACCUGAGAUCAACAAGGUUAUCAGCACGGAACCCAUCCAAAAGCCUGUCCCCACACCCCGCUCCAAGGCUCUGGGUAAACCCCUCCAGACUGGCACGAGCCCCAAAGCGCCGGCUCUGGGCUUUUCUCAGCCUGUGACUAGCCACAGCGCUUCAGGCUCAGGAGGUCUGAGCAGUCCCACUCAGGAAAACCCCCACAGUCUGUCAGGAGAGAGGAGUUCUGAUGGAGCUAAUGAUACUCCACCAGCUAGCUCUGAUGGGGACAGUGAUAAUGGAUCCAGAACAUCCUUCAGGAAGCCUUUGAAGACGUCUCAGCCGAUUCGAGAAGAAAACGAGGAUCCAGGAGACAGUCGUUUAAGGGAUGACAGUCUGGAAGCUGCCUUGCUCAGUAGAAGUGGUUCAGAGACCGAUGGAUUGGCUUUGGCACCGACUGCAAACAUGUCCCGCGAGGGCUUUGACACUCUGGACGAGGAAGACGAAAAGGCCCGGUUCUUUGCUCAGCUGGAGGGGGGAGCUUCAUCAACUAUAGACUACGCCAAGCUGAACAGAGAGUUGGACUCCACCAGUUCUACGAUUAUUACUGAGCUCAGGAAAGCUGAGGAAUUAGCGGUGGAGCAGAAGGAUGAUGAUCAAAGUAAAGCCAGAGACACAGAAACUGUGAACCAGUCUCCAGCCUGUACAGAUUCCCCACAUUACAGUGAAGAUUUUGAAGACGAGGACAACAUGAAAGAGAAGCCAAAAAUGUCUCCAAUUCUGGCAAAAGUGUCUCUCUAUGAUUCCUUGGAUGACACUGGUGAGGAGGACAGACGGAAGGAGUCACUGGACAGAGGCCAGUCUCAUGCACAGAGUGGGGGCUCAGAGAUGGAGGCCCUUCAAGAGGCUUACAGGCAGAUUCAAACGGUUCAAAAUUCCGAUGAUCCCGCUGUAUCUCUGGAAAGUGGAGUGAGAGUCAGUAGAGCUACCUCUCCAUCCUCCCACCCUCAGCCUGCUCAGCUCUCUCUUCAGCCCGCCUCCACCACCGAGUCAGACCUACCGACUGCAGAAGAACUGAUGAGGCCCAUCCGGCCGGAAAAUGAGCAACUGAGAGGUUUCACCCUCCAGCCUGUCAGGGCCGCGGAAUUAAAUCAAGGAAAAGUGUCCCGGCCCCUGGAAAGGACUUUUCCAAUACCGACUCACACAGAGUCAGAGUGGAAGGCCAGCACGGCAGAGGGACUGACUCACCCCCCCCCCUGCUCUGAGGAGGGCCUUAAUCCUGACCUGAAAUGGAGCAUAAGACAGGAGGUGGAAAGACUGAUGCAGGAUGAGAACAACUAUUCCACUCAAACAUCCUCUCAUGCUAGCAAAGCUAAGACACAACCGGGCUCGCGCAGUUCCUCCGCUUUGCAUCCAUCCGAAAGGAGGCCUGCUGUAGCCCCUCGGAGAGGCAGGACCGCAGACGAGAGACCAGCACUGAGGUCCAGGCCGUCCGGGCCCAGAGGAACUCCAACCGUGUCCCGACACGAUCCACAAAGGAACAAACCCAAAAACAUCUCCGAAAUGGACGGCCGCUUAUCCACAGAGUCGGGAGGGAAGGCGAGCAGUGAGCUGGUGGCGUCCGUUCAGUCCUUAGUGGCCGUCCUUCAACAGCAGAUGGACAGCAGCAGUCACCGGGAUGCCGCCCACAGGGGCACAAGAGGUCAAGACUCCGGACCAGCCCCGCACACUGCACUGGGCAGGGAUGAAGACGACAGUGCUGCAGUGGAGCUGCUGAAAGUGCAGCUGGCUCAGAAGGAAAAGGAGCUACAGAUUGCGAAGGGAGCAGCAGAGGAGCUUAAUCUACUCAAGCAGCAGAACUUCUUACUGCAGAGCAAGCUGCGAAGCGCAGAAGAAGCCAGUGAGAAAAAGAAAUGGCAAGAGGCUGCUGACGCCGUUACUGAUGACAAGCUCAAGCAAAUAGAUAAAGAAAUAAAGGAGCAGGAGACACUCAUAAAAGGUUACCAGCAGGAGAACGAGAAGUUGUACUUGCAGAUGAAGGCUCAGCAGGCCAAAAGCAAAGCCAAUGAGGAGGCCAUGUUUAAGGAAAACCAAAGGCUGCUGAACGAACUGGCUUCUACAAGGGAGCAGCUGAGUAAAACACCAAGGCCCGUGAGCAGUUCAUGCGUUAUGGAUCCCUCCCAACGCAUUUCAGAGCUGUUAGCUCAAAUCGAUGCUCUGCAGAGGAAUGAAGCCAAACUGUCCGAGGGCAACCUGAGGCUGAAGCAGGAAAAGCAGUCCCUGGAGGUGGACCUGCAGCUGAUGAAGAAGGAGAGAGACCUGGCCAAAGCUCAGGCCAUCUCCAUCUCAGGGGAUAAGAGCUUUGAGGUGCGCGUCCUGGAAGACAAACACAGAGAGGAAGUGGCGGCUCUGAAGAAGAAGCUGCAGUGGUUUGCUGAAAACCAGGAGCUGCUGGACAGAGAUGCUGGCAGACUGAAGAAGGCCACAGCUGAGAUACACCAGCUCAAAGAACAGGUAGAAAAUCUGAAACAGGAAGUGGGCAAAAGAAGCAGUGAGCAGAGAAAGACCAGAGACAAAUCGGUGGAGGCGAAGAGAAUACAGGACCUGGAGCGACAGGUAAAGGAGCUGGAGCAGAUUCUGAGGAGCAGGAACCCCAACUCGCUGCCGGCCCUGAUUUACGCAGCCGCUCACGAGCACGGAGACCAGGGCGGGGCGUCCGGCCCCAGCCCGGUCAACACCCUGCUGGAGCGCAGGAUUCUGCGUCUGGAGGCGGAGCUGGACAGCCACGACGCAGACGCCAAGCGCAGCCUCCGAGCCAUGGAGCAGCAGUUCCACCGAAUCAAGCUCCGCUAUGAGCAGAGGAUUUCUGAGCUUGAACAACAGCUGGAGCCAAAACAGCAGGCUGACCGGACAGCUGGGUCAGAGCAAUGGAUGGCAAAGGGUCAGACUCUGGAGGAAGAGCUGCUGCGUGUCAAAGAAAGCCACCAGAGGAAGGAGAAAUGUCUCCACGAGCAGAUCGAGUCUCUACAGCAGCAGCUCAAAAACAAGGCUCAGCCCAGUCCGGGGAGGCACCAGCGCCACGCCGAGGCCGCGUCCGCAGCCCGGAUGGAGCGGCUGACCCAGGAGCUGGCCACCAAGACGCGCAGCAUCCAGGAGCUGAGCCGCACCGUGGACCGGCUGCAGAGGGAGAGGCGGAGCCUGCUGUCCGCGCCCCUCCCGCGUCCAGAGGUCCAGAGACAGCCGGCCGACCCCCCCAGAACGCAGCGCCCCCUCUCAGAAGCACAGGCACCGGCGGGGGGGGAAGCUUUCCCCGAUGCUCAGCUGAAGGAGCAGUGGGCCCAGCAGCGGUCCUCGCGGGAGGCGGAGCACCGGGGGGCGCUGGAGCGUGUGCGGGCCGCCCACGCCCUGGAACACGCCUCCUCCAGGGCCGCAGAGCAGGCCAACCAGCUGCACAGCCAGCAGAUAGCCAUCAGACAUCUACAGGAGCAGCUGAAGGAACUGAAGGGAUGCAAAGAGGCCCUGCAAGUGUCCAGGAGCAGAGAGGACGCUCUGCAGACGCAGCUCACACGGCUGCUGCAGGAGCUGAAGGAGGCCAAAGACGCUCAGAGCUCCGAGGUCAAGCUGCUGUGCGGCCUGGAGAGGAAGAUCCUGAACAUGGAGCUCAGACACCAGAGCAGAGAGAAGGAGCUGCAGCAGGUCAUCGGGGGGACGCUGCAGCUGAGUGGAGCUGACCUGCAGGCGGAGGUAGAGCGCUGGAGGCGUCUGGCUCAGGACAAGAGCAGAGAGCUGGAGGCCUUCCGCUUGGAGCUGGACUCCAUCCUGGACAUCCUGAGACACCUCCAGAGACAGGGAGUGGUCCUGGCCUCGCCGGAGCAGAAGAUCCCAGCCGCCCUCCUCCAGAGGUGUUGACCCACACCCAGGAUGUUGAUGUCCCCUCUGUGUCGGAGGCAGGUCAGGAGCCUCAUCACCCUCCUCACACACACAUUCCCAAACAUCCACACAAUCAUCGGGUCUGAUUCACAGAUCAUCUCUUUCUUUUAGUAAGAUUAAAUGUAUACAUAUGCUAAUUUAAGAACUGCAGUCUGGUUUUUAUGUACUUGUUUGUAAGUUAUUGAGGAGAUGGUGAAAAUAAAACUGCACAAACCUUUU
Molecule: messenger RNA, 4476 nt
Organism: Menidia menidia (Atlantic silverside)
Lineage: Eukaryota; Metazoa; Chordata; Actinopteri; Atheriniformes; Atherinopsidae
Source: the annotation of a GenBank genome assembly